Moesziomyces antarcticus is the source of this 687-nucleotide messenger RNA. RefSeq lists its product as uncharacterized. The coding region runs from base 1 to 687 and encodes 228 amino acids. NCBI's taxonomy places the organism in Eukaryota, Fungi, Basidiomycota, Ustilaginomycetes, Ustilaginales, Ustilaginaceae. The transcript has a single exon. The record is from RefSeq and is a predicted model, not a curated record.
AUGCCUGUGGCAGCCGUAGGCCUUCUGGUCGUGCUCUCUGUGGAGAGUUUCAAGGCAUCGUCGCGCUUCUUCCAGCGGCGCAAGUCGAAGAAGCAUGGCUACUCGUCGCUGCGCACUGACAGCCUCGGGCGGCCCAUCAGCGAGGAGGGCAAGCGGCUGAGCAAGAACGAGGCCAAGGCGCUCGUGGCGCACAACCGCGAGAUUCAGCGCAUCCGCACCGCCGAGCGCGAAUGGCGCGCCAAGGGCGAGCGCCUCCCGGCGUAUGCCGAGACGGACAACGACGCCAUCAUCCAGUCGCUUCGCCGACCCAGCACGGCUCCGGCAUCGGGCAGGAGCUCGUCGUCGCCUUCAGUGCUCACAGUCGCAGCGGAGAGUCCGACCGAAUCCGUAAGAGCGGGGCCGGUGCGACCAAGAGCCGUGAGCACAACGUCGGCGGGGCUGGAAACCCCGGCGAGCGGCGUGCGCGCCCAACGCGAGGCAAGGAGCGACGACCUCGCCGUAUCCACGUUCGAAUCGCUCGACGGCGGAGCGUUUUCGAUCCGCCGAAGAAGGACGCAGACACUCGUGCUCCCCACCAUUCCCAGCUCCGAAUCGCCCGAGAUCGAAGACAUCUUUCAACACGACGGCCUCGAUUGGAGACGCGCCACCUGGGAAGCUCCUCCGAUCUACGACCAAGUGCGCGCCUAA